AUGUCUCACAGUUUUCCGUGUUUUUAACAUCGAUUUUGAGGGUUUCAAAAAGUGUUUUAUGCUAAAACAGAAUUCCGUGUUUUACCACACUAUAUAUUGACUUUAUUUGUAAAAUGUCAACGGUUUGAGGUAUUGUUAUUUUUUAACGUUUUUGGAAGAAAUCGCUCCACCUUAAACAGAAUCGAAGCCACCGCUCAUGCAGGGAUAUAUUUUUUUCCUGCAUUGACGUCAGUGCAUACAACACAGAACAGAGGCUUUCUUCAUGUUUCUCGUGCUUCAGUCAGAAUGUAGACAGACGAUCAGACGAUGGUUGUGGGCUUAAAUCCAGCUGACUGCGACAACUACUGAUUUGCCGUCUAUUUAUCCGUGGGGACACACUGUCCGAAGAUAAACGCAACUCAACCACCGGUAAAGAAUUCAUAGUUGUGCAGAGUGCGGCCCGGGCAGGAGCCCACAACACCAAGCAUCAUGAUGGAGGGGGGCAUGCAGCUUCUCAACCGCGACGGGCACAGCAUUUCACACAACUCAAAGCGCCACUAUCAUGACUCAUUCGUGUCCAUGAACAGGAUGCGACAGCGGGGACUGCUGUGUGACAUCGUGCUUCACGUCUCCAACAAAGAAAUCAAGGCGCACAAAGUGGUGCUCGCAUCCUGCAGCCCCUACUUCCACGCCAUGUUUACCAAUGAGAUGUCUGAGAGCCGGCAGACCCAUGUGACCCUCCACGACAUCGACUCUCAGGCUUUGGAGCAGUUGGUCCAAUAUGCCUACACAGCAGAGAUCGUAGUCGGAGAAGGCAACGUUCAGACGCUGCUCCCAGCUGCAAGCCUGCUGCAGCUCAACGGGGUGCGCGAUGCCUGCUGCAAGUUCCUUCUCAGCCAGCUGGACCCCUCCAAUUGCCUGGGUAUUCGGGGCUUUGCUGAUACACACUCCUGCAGUGACCUGCUGAAGUCUGCGCACAAGUAUGUGCUGCAGCACUUUGUGGAAGUGUCCAAGACGGAAGAGUUUAUGCUCCUGCCACUCAAGCAGGUUCUGGAUUUGAUCUCCAGUGACAAUCUCAACGUCCCAUCUGAAGAGGAGGUUUACCGGGCCGUGUUGAACUGGGUGAAGCAUGACAUUGAUAGCCGACGCCAACAUGUACCCUGGCUGAUGAAGUGUGUGCGUCUGCCCCUCUUGAGACGGGACUUUCUGAUGAGCAAUGUGGACACAGAGCUGCUGGUGCGUCACCACUCAGAGUGCAAGGACCUGCUGAUUGAGGCGCUCAAGUAUCACCUGAUGCCCGAACAGAGGGGGGUCCUGAGCAACAGCCGGACGCGCCCUCGGCGCUGUGAGGGAGCCAGCCCUGUGCUCUUUGCUGUUGGUCAGUGUGCCCCUGAAGGUGGGGGUAGCCUGUUUGCCAUUCAUGGAGACUGUGAGGCAUACGACACCAGGACGGACCGCUGGCACAUGGUGGCGUCCAUGUCCACGCGGCGGGCACGGGUGGGUGUGGCAGCUAUAGGGAACAGACUAUAUGCUGUUGGCGGGUAUGACGGCACCUCAGACCUCGCCACUGUUGAAUCUUAUGAUCCCAUCACCAAUUCAUGGCAGCCUGAAGUCUCCAUGGGAACAAGACGGAGCUGUUUGGGGGUAGCUGUUCUGCAUGGCUUACUCUAUGCUGCAGGAGGCUAUGAUGGUGCUUCCUGUCUCAACAGCGCAGAGCGUUAUGACCCCCUGACCAGUACAUGGACAUCCGUGGCAGCCAUGAGUACCAGGAGGAGAUAUGUGCGAGUGGCCACUCUGGAUGGCAGUCUGUAUGCGGUGGGAGGUUAUGACAGCUCCUCACAUCUGGCAACAGUGGAGAAAUAUGACCCACAGAGCAACACAUGGACGACCAUUGCCAACAUGCUGAGUCGUCGCAGCAGCGCUGGCGUGGCCGUACUAGACGGCAUGCUGUAUGUGGCGGGAGGCAACGAUGGCACCAGCUGCCUAAACUCGGUGGAGCGGUUUAACCCAAAGACCAACACCUGGGAGGGAGUCGCUGCCAUGAACAUACGCAGGAGCACUCAUGACCUGGUGGCCAUGGACGGGUGGUUGUACGCUGUUGGGGGAAAUGACGGCAGUUCCAGCCUCAACUCGAUAGAAAAAUACAACCCACGGAGCAACAAGUGGGUGGCGGCCUCCUGCAUGUUCACGCGGCGUAGCAGCGUGGGUGUGGCGGUGCUGGAGCUUCUGAACUUCCCUCCGCCCUCCUCGCCCACCCUCUCUGUGUCUUCCACCAGCCUUUGACACGGGGUCAGCUUUUGGGUGACCUCAGCCUCCGAUGCUGCAGCCCAGACUGGCUCUGGGAAGAGACGCAACUGCUCAGUCUGACAGGUGGUGUUUGAGAGUGGACAGGUACAUGAAUGAUCUGCAUGAAUGAGGCUCCAGGCUUGGUACAGUACAGUCCAGAAUUAGUAAUCUAAAAAGAAAUGAUUAGAAAUCCUCCUUUACGUAAAGCCUCCUUUUCCUGUAUGUGGCUGCUACUUCUACCAUGCUGCUGUAUAUUCUGAACUGCUCUGUACCUUUGUUCUGGUCUGGAGGCAUGGGUACAUGGGGUUAGUCCAGAGAUAUCAGCUUUUACUUUCUUAAAGCUUUAUUUCUUCCCCCAUUGCUUUUUCACACAGAAAAGUGGAUCUAAAACAGUCUUUUUUAUGUUUUUCUCUUCAAGAUCAUUCUUUGAUAUGUGACGUUUUCGCAGAUGAGGGUGAAAGAGACACUGAAUGGCUUUACUGUUUUGGAAUGUGGCUUUUUCGUGUUUGUGCAAUGCAUGUUUACUCUUAAGACGAGAAAUGUUGUAGUACUGCAAUGUCACACUAGGUGGCAGUAACUGGCAAUGUUAAAAACCUUUCCUGGCUGCAGAUUACAGACUCCAAGCGAGGCCCAGAGUGUAAAUUAUUAUUAUUUUUUUUUAACAUGAAAACACAAUUAUGUUGGACUAUAUGUAUUUAUAAGAUGUAAUAUAUGCUGUUUUAAAAAAACAUAGAGAAGGAAACUAUUUAAAAGUGUUUUUAUUAUAUUGUGUGGCUUGCACAUCGUCAAUGGAACGAUAGAUGCAGAGUUGGCUUUAGAGGGGCGACGGCUGACUGUGAGUGCAUCUUAACACACGAACACUGGUGCAUUUUUUAGAGCAUUGCAGUGUCGGUGUGAAGAGGUCGCAUCCGGUCUGUGGAGGUUAAGCGCACUGAUGGCUGCAUUGUGAUGUGCAGCAUCUCUUUUCUUUCCUUACUGUUUUGUUCACUGCCAGGAGCAUGACCUCACAUGAACACGUGUACCUUCAAUCUGCUGCAUUUGACACCGGAAAGCCUGUUGAUAAUUCAGUGACAUGACUCGGUUAUGUUAGGUUUUGAUUCAAAAUUAGAAAAAACAGUUACAUUGAUGAAAUCUUGCAGCUUCACCGCAAGAUGAAACUUUGGUUUACAAAUACUUGACUGUAGUUUUAUUGCAUUCAUUUUUCCAUUUGUAUUACCUUGUUGUCAAAAGAGAUUCAGGUCUUUAAAAAAAACCCAAAGAGAAGGUAGUAAAUGUUUUCAUUCACUUCUGCAGUCAGUGGGGCAUGUAUAUGGUGGACCAGGAGACUCUUUUUGUUGUUCAGCACUUUUGAGUAGUAAACACAGAGAUUAAUAAACACAAUUCCAAUUCAACAUGUUAUUUACUAAUAAAUUACCAGCAAAUUCCACUUUUUAACAGCAUUUCAAAGGAGGAAUUACAUUUGUCAUUAAUAAUCAAUCAAUUAAACAUUUUGAUUUAAAAAUCUAUUCGGAAAUACAAUUUAUAAAAAAAAGGAAAUAAAUUGGGUAAUUAAACUAACUAAAUUAACUAAAACAACCUAAUUAUAACUCACUAUUGAUAAGCUAAAGUGUUGACCUUUUCCAUUUAGGUUGGCACUUUAGGUGCUUGAGCAGAGAGGAAAAGAAAUCAGCUCCUUGAAUGGUGUAACCAGCUCUCUGAUUGGCUGGACUGCAUGACGUUUACCUCUCCAGGUAAAAGGAGGAAUUAUGUGAUAAAGUUUCUUUUUUUUAAUACAUUGCAUUUCAAGAAACAUUUUCUAAUCACAAUGUUUAAUAAUCCAUAAUGAAGAUUACUGCAAAUGCAUUUUAAAAUGUGGGAAAUCAAAAGACUUUGUAAUUAAAUCUAUUGGAAAUUGUAGUUGUUAAUUUUUUAAUUCAUUUCUCAACUACUGAUCAUCAAAAGGUUGUAUUACUAGUUCAAAUACACUCCUGUUCUUUCAUAUGCAUAAUUAGUAGAAAUCCCAAGUGAAACCUGCAUUAACUAUUUAAAAACAAAAUCCUCUGUUGGUGGAUAUUUUGUGGGUCCAGUUCAUGUGCAGUGAGACCAUUUCAAACUUCUGAGAAGUUGCCUUUUCUCCUUAUUUUGAAGGAUUCAGUUGAUAUUAUUCUGUGUUUUUUUUCCUUUUGCUCUGAAACAAAUAAAAGGUUGUGUGCAAAGGAGGGAUGUGGCAGAGCUGUGAUGGCCUUAUUGACAUGCCAGGGGGCAGGGUGCCAUGUCAAAUCAGAAGGUGUGCAAAACUAAUAAAGCCGGCAUCCGUUCUGUGGGUUGAAGAGUCACAGCUUAAGUUAUCCUCAUCGUGCAAUUUCAACGCAACUGUAGCUUUUUUUUCUGUUUGUGGUAAAUGUGGUGAUACCUGUUUAUUUAUGAUGUUUGUUAUUUAUGACUUUAAAAUGUUGUAUUUUGCACUAUUGUGAAAUGGAGCAAUACCAUAAGACAUGAAAUAAAACGGAUUUCAGAUCUGACAA
Oryzias latipes (Japanese medaka) is the source of this 4769-nucleotide messenger RNA. RefSeq names its product kelch-like family member 17 (gene klhl17). NCBI's taxonomy places the organism in Eukaryota, Metazoa, Chordata, Actinopteri, Beloniformes, Adrianichthyidae. Gene Ontology annotation, molecular function: protein binding. The record is from RefSeq and is a predicted model, not a curated record.